AAGCGGUGGCGUCGCCUGUUAACACAAUGCAGCGCCGCGGUGAAGUUGGGUUUGUCACGUUAUGCUUCAUUGUGUUUCUGCAGUGUUUAAUGGUGUCUAGUCAGGUCCCGACGCCGCACAAAAUGGACCUGCAUUGGCAUCCAGCCACCGCCACUUGGUACGGAAGUCCUGAAGGCGAUGGUAGCGACGGUGGGGCAUGUGGGUAUGGUUCACUAGUUGACGUGAAGCCAUUUAGGGCAAGAGUUGGAGCGGUGAGCCCGGUGCUGUUCAAGAACGGGGAAGGGUGUGGGUCAUGCUUCAAAGUGAAGUGCCUCGACAAGAGCAUAUGCUCGAGGAGAGCCGUCACCAUCAUUGUAACCGACGAGUGUCCCGGCGGGUACUGCGCCAAUGGCCGCACCCACUUCGACCUAAGUGGCGCCGCCUUUGGCCGUAUGGCUAUAACCGGUGAGAAUUCGCAGCUCAGGAACAGAGGCGAACUUCCAGUUGUUUAUAGAAGGACCCCGUGUAAAUACCCGGGGAAGAACAUUGCCUUCCAUGUUAAUGAAGGCUCCACUGAUUACUGGCUAUCUCUUCUCGUGGAGUUUGAGGAUGGUGAUGGAGAUGUUGGGUCGAUGCACAUAAGAGAAGCAAAUUCUAAUGAGUGGAUGGAGAUGAGCCAUGUUUGGGGAGCAAAUUGGUGCAUUAUCAAGGGGCCCUUGAAAGGACCCUUCUCGGUGAAACUAACAACACUAUCAACAGGAAGAACACUGUCCGCGAAAGAUGUAAUUCCCAGAAACUGGUCGCCAAAAGCAACUUACACCACUCGCCUUAACUUCAAGCUGUGAAAUUACAGAGCAAAACAGACAAUUGGUUCAUGACAAAGACUCAAAAGGGCC
Molecule: messenger RNA, 875 nt
Organism: Hibiscus syriacus
Lineage: Eukaryota; Viridiplantae; Streptophyta; Magnoliopsida; Malvales; Malvaceae
Product: expansin-B3-like
Exons: 4
Coding region: 27-824 (265 amino acids)
Biological process (GO): sexual reproduction
Cellular component (GO): plasmodesma; extracellular region
Source: RefSeq, a predicted model, not a curated record